Molecule: messenger RNA, 1092 nt
Organism: Mytilinidion resinicola
Lineage: Eukaryota; Fungi; Ascomycota; Dothideomycetes; Mytilinidiales; Mytilinidiaceae
Exons: 1
Coding region: 71-925 (284 amino acids)
Source: RefSeq, a predicted model, not a curated record
CUACUAUGAACUUUCCCAAUUUUGACAUUUUCGUGAAUGACCUCUGGCCCAGUCAAAUCUUUUCCGCGUAAUGCACCCCAUAGACUUCGGCCACGGUGCAUUUGAAACCCCCUUCUUCCCAGAAGAUCAAGAAACAAACCUCCUCAACAUAUGCCUCACGGUGAAGAAGCAGCUCAUCGCUUCCGGUACGCAAGGCAACGAUAGCCUACCACCGCUCUUCCAACUCUCCCGCUGGGUCACCGGCCCCAACCAAGAAACCCACAGAUUCUACAACCGCAUCAAGCCCGCCUUGCGCCUCGCCUCCCUCUUCAUCACCGACCAAAAAGCCAUCUCCAACUACUGGCCCCGCCUCCUCCUCGGCCACCACGCGCACACCCCCGGCUGCGCCAGCACGCAAGACUACCUGCACGCGUCCGUCCUCGCGCGAGUCCUCCCCUCGCGCCCUCCCCGCCGUCUCGCGCGCCUUCCUCCACCUCGCCAACAACACAACCUUCCUCUCCAUGCUCCCCAACCCCGCCCACCCCCCGAACCAGAGCGCGUCUUCGGCGCCACCUUCCCCGCGCGCGCCCGCUCCGCCGCGCACACCCUCGUGCCCCCCUCGGCGGCGCCCUUCGCCUGGCCAAGCGUCCACCACGGCGCGCACCACCCCACCAUCGGCCUCAACCGCCACUUCUACGCCUUCUUCGCGCUCCGGUGGCGCGCGGCCACCGCGUCGCUGCGCUACCGGCAGCUGUUCGUGCUCGCGCAGACGCUGGCGCACGAGGUCGCGCACGCGUUCGGCAUGCUGACGCACCCGCAGUGGGGAGCGCGCGGGGUGGCGCCGUGGUUGGUUGUGCUGCGCGUUCAGGCGGGCCGCCCACGCAGCGGCAGGGGCUGGGGUGGACGUGGGAGCGGUGCGUGUUGGGUGGGGCGCUGGUCCCCGUGAACAAUAAUGUGGGGGAUAUGGGCCCGUUGGCGUAUGCGCUGCAUCAUGAGUUGCCCACGCAGGGGCGGCCGGUUGUGGUUAGUGGGGUGGAGGCGAGGUCUUUGGGCGUGUAUCUUGGGGCGCGAGGGGCGUCGAGGCGCUUGAUGAUGGGUUUUGUGAGUGUGGAG